UAUGCCUUCAAUGAUUAAGGGAAGGUAUAUUGUACCAAGACACACGCAACCAGUCAACUUGGAUCCUCUGCGUAUCCAGUCUCCACUUUAAUAUUAACGUUCUGCGUCGAGAUGUCUCGCAGCAUACCUCUUAUGUUACGAAUUGGAGCAGUUAUGACACCUAUUAUUGUCAGCGAGAACCUUUCUUACAAAGAACUUUUUGAAAUUAUCAGCAGACAUGUCGGUACAGAGGAAGACUCAUACAAACAAAGUCUCGAAGGAUUUUCAGUCCUCUGGGAACGUGCCAGCCCAUCUAGUCCAUUCCCUGAGAGGACCCUCGUUAGUGAAGAAAACUUACAGGCUACUUUGGAGCUUAUGACUCUGAGGCUUGGAAGGGAUGUUUUGGAAGCUGACCGCAAAUUGGAGCAUACAUCAUCUUCCGGGGUGUUUGGGUAAUGUCCUAUCUUUGCGAAUUCAAUUGGGUAUAGCGAGUCCAUAUUCAAUGAAACAUGGUCCUUGUUUUGAGUACCUCUACCAAUUCUAGGCGAUCAAGUUGUUUAAUCUUUCGUUGGACUUUUUAGUCCACUGGAAGUCUAAGCGGUCGGAGAAGAUGAUAAUCUGAAUUAGCCAAUUUUUCGGAUAUAUGCUACAGAAAAUGGU
Molecule: messenger RNA, 639 nt
Organism: Aspergillus pseudonomiae
Lineage: Eukaryota; Fungi; Ascomycota; Eurotiomycetes; Eurotiales; Aspergillaceae
Exons: 1
Coding region: 112-435 (107 amino acids)
Source: RefSeq, a predicted model, not a curated record